Molecule: messenger RNA, 441 nt
Organism: Priceomyces carsonii
Lineage: Eukaryota; Fungi; Ascomycota; Pichiomycetes; Serinales; Debaryomycetaceae
Exons: 1
Coding region: 1-441 (146 amino acids)
Biological process (GO): proteasome assembly
Cellular component (GO): nucleus; cytoplasm
Source: RefSeq, a predicted model, not a curated record
AUGCGAGUAGUACCAGAGGAAAGCAAAGCUACUUCUAUCAGCAGCACUAGUUUUGGCGAGCCCGCAAGCCAUGCCCCAGGGUUACAAGAUAUUUUGAAGUCUCAGGAAGGACCCUUGAACUUGGCUUCAAAGAUCAAUGGCCGUCAUCCAUUAGAGUCUAGAAUUGAAAACUGGGAAAAGACACAACAUGAAACGAAGUUGGACUCUUACAGAAGGAUAUUUGGUGCUGGCGAGCCAAUAAAGAGGACUAUGGAGUUGGAAAUUGUUGAUGCCACUGAUUUCAAGCCAUCUGUGCUUGGUGGUCCUGACUCGAUGCAUAAAGAUAUUCUUCUCAACAAAGAUACCUCAAUCGAUUGGGAAGAUAUAUACAAGGGAGGGUUCGAAUCCCAUAAUAACGUCAAGGAUUUCCAUACUGAAAUGGAAAAGCAACUAGGGAUCUGA